Symbiodinium necroappetens is the source of this 1887-nucleotide messenger RNA. NCBI's taxonomy places the organism in Eukaryota, Dinophyceae, Suessiales, Symbiodiniaceae. The record is from the annotation of a GenBank genome assembly.
AUGGCAGGUGCCUUCCCUCACAGUCUGCCCGAAGUGGAGACAAGAAAAGCUCUGGGAACCGCGGCAAGCUACAUUCGCGGACUUGCAGAGCUGCUUUGUGCAGAUGGCAUGUGCAUGGUGGUGUCGAACAUGCCCGCACGGCACCGGCACCUGGCAGAUCUCUUCCAGAUUGCCGAGGUUGUAAAGCUUCAUCCCGAGGAGGAGCCUUUUGGACCCUGCCUGUACAUCUGCCGGCGGAGGAAUUCUGAUGCAGAGAUAGAAGUUAGCAAAGAGGAGAUGUACCCUGCAAAAGAAAAACGGUGCUUCCGCCAGCACAAUGCAGCGAUGAGGGUGGAGAAUUUUUGUUUGGCCUUGUUGUUUCUUUUUGGCCUGCGGGGUGAGUGUUUGAUGGUGCUUGCCAAGAAGACGAGGCAUGAUCUUAGCUGUCUAAGAUUUGCUGUAUGCUUGGUACUUGAGACUGGAGGAAUGGGCGGCUGCGGCUCAAAAAGCCGAGUGGAGGCGACGCAGCCUAAGGCUUCGAAGGCUCCAGAACCUCAGAUCUCCAACCUGCAUUCAGAUCCUAGUGGCCAGCCCAUUGACGCUGGCGCUGGCCACAAUGCAGGUACUGCAAAGGCCGCCAAGCAGCUUUCGCCAGCUAAGGGGGACCUUUCCAAACUACAAGCGCCCGCGGAUGAUGUGCAGCUCGUGCUCAGCGCCGGUGACAUCCGUGACAAGUAUGAGAUCCUGGCCGUCUUGGGCAGCGGCUCCUUCGGCGAGGUGAAGGAGAUCAGGGUCAAGGCCUUUCCCGAUAAGCUACGCGCCGUGAAGAUCACCGAGCGCCAGGUUGAUGACAAGGGAGAGAAGGGGCAGAAAAAGCUUGACUCCUUGGCGAUGUUCCGGAAAGAGGUCGAACUUCUAAGAUCUUUGAAGCACCCGAACAUCGUUCGAGUUUGGGACGUCUACGAGACAUCUCACUAUCUUUAUGUAGUAAUGGACCUGUGCCGCGGCGGCGAGUUGUUCGAAAUGAUCAACGAGAUGGAUCGCCUCUCAGAAAGCGACACCGCAGUGAUUGCAAAGCAAUUGCUGGGUGGCAUCGACUACAUGCACAGCAAGGGCGUCAUGCAUCGGGAUAUCAAAGCCGAAAAUGUGCUGCUAACCGAGUGGUCACCAACGGCAGUCGUGAAAAUCAUCGACUUCGGUAUCGCCGCGAGGUUUCAGCGUGGAGAAAUGUUCGACAAGAUCUCGGGCUCGCCCCAAUACAUGGCGCCAGAGCUUGUUGGGCAGCGCUAUGAUUACCGGGUAGAUAUGUGGGCAUUUGGCGUCCUGGUGUACUUUGCUCUGUACGGGCGCUACCCUUUCGACGGCAACAAUGUCCGUGAGAUUCUUUUAACAGUCCUUCAUGGGACUAUUGAGUGGGACAGUGACGUAUCGAUUGAUUCAAAGACCAUUGCCUUUCUUAAAGGAUGUCUGAACAGAAAGCCAAGAAAGAGAACUACGGCGAAGGCUGCCAUGAGCCAUCCCUGGAUCAUGUCCGCGAAGAAGCCGGAUGCCGAGAAACAUCGGGAACCCACUGAGAUCAACAUCUCCAGCGAUAUCCUUAAAGGGGAUCCGAAGAAUACCACCCCAGGCACCGAAAAGAAAGCAACUGCAGAAAAACCAGAAACAGCCAAAGAUGACGGAGGCAAGCGAAGCGCCCUUCGUGUGCGACAGGAUGAUCCGUCAGCAGCCGCCGGCAUUGGCCAGGAAGCCACUGGCUCUCAAGGUGCCACAGAAGAAGAAGGCCAAGUGGACUUCAUGUUAGACCCCAACCAGGCACUAGAGUUCCAGGACAUGUACUCAGAUUGGAAGCGACAAACGUCCACGGACAGUACGGCUUCCUCGCACUUGACUCAGCUGCGGGCCGGGUAG